UUUUUAUGUUGUUUGUUUCACCAAAGCGAUGGCAUGUGCACAGCAAGUGAGAACAUCUCAGAUCAGCAAGUGAUGGUCCUUAAAGAGGAGCGCAGCUGUCCUGGUGUCAUUCAGAUUCUUCAGUGGUAAAUAACGGCAGCUUGAUGAUCACUAACCAGAGCUGUUAAUCAGGGUCACCACAGUAACAAAUUAGAUAUUCAUUUUUUGCAAAUUAAACUGAGCUGACUGAUGUUAACGGCGUCAAUAUUUUUUUUUGUCCAAGUACACUAUCGGUCAAAUCCAGUUUUUUCAGUUUUUUGUUGAAAUUCAAGUAGUUCAAGUCCAAUGAAUAGCUUGAAAUGAUACAAAGGUAAGUGGUGAACUGUCAGAGGUUUACAAAAAAAAAUGUACAUUUCAGAAUGAUACAAAAAGGCCUUUCAGAAUACUGGGACAUUUUGAUGCAAAGAGCAAACCUCAACAAAAGCCAAUAUUUAAAUUGUGCUUAUUUUGUUGUUGUGGUUCAUUACUGUAUAAUUGUAGCUCUUAGUAAAGGCCAAAUGGAAGGUGGUACACUAAGCUAUCACCAGGUUUAAAUGAAGGAAGGGACAAUGGAAACAUGAUCAAGAAAUGUUAAUUUAAUUGUAUGCAAAUGCAUUUAUUGUCACUUCCAUCCUAAAAAUAUGUCUGCAGUUUCCAUUUAUUUACUUGUGUCAUUUUCUGUGCUUCAAAGCUGCGUAGUUUAUCACAACACUCUUGGACAGUACACACAGACUAAAAAUGUGAAAGCAUUUGGCUUUACAUGUGAUCAUGACUCUGGACACGCUAACCCAAGUACUGUAAUUUCCCUAUGUGGAAGCACGUUGGAGGAUGCUGCUGAUUGUUUUAAAAAUUCUUCCAGGAUGCAGGGAUGUUUCGAUGCCAUUCAGAAGAAAUAUCUGAGGACAGUUAUUAUGUCUAUUUAUACUGACCGAGAGAACCCUCAGAAAGUGACUGAGUUUUACCAGUUUAGGAUCCAGUACACUGAAAAAGGCGCGCAAAUGGAUUUUGAAAGCAACAACAACAACAACAACAACGAGGUGUCAUCAAUGCCGUGUGGAAGCACUAAGAAGGCCUGCAUCCUGCUGGUGAGGAAGCUCUACACUCUGAUGCAGAACUUGAAUCCACUGCCAGAUGUUGUCUCUCUCAACAUGAGGCUGGCGUACUAUGAUGAUGUCACUCCUCAUGACUACCAGCCUCCAGGCUUUAGAGAGGCUGACGGCGACACCAUGGAGUUUGAGCAGGAACCCGUCAAACUGACCAUGGGUGAGGUCGUCACCCCUUUCCACGGUAUGAGGCUGGACAUGGUCACAGAGAAAAGGAGACUGGAGCAGGUGGAGGAGAGUAUUCAUGUGACCAAGAAGUGGGUUCAGGAGAUAAACGAGGACGACAGCCUGAUGCAGAGUCAUGUGAUUGGAGAUGUGAAGAAGCCUGACAGCGAGAGCGCCGACCUGGACAACACUGAGAUCCAGAUGAGCUGCAGUGAGAAGCUCCAUACCUGUGAGUCAGUCAUGGAGAUGGACACUCUGGUGAAGAGGACGUCCAACAUGGAGGUGGGCUUCAAGAGGACCAGGAGUGGACGGAUCAUCAAGUCAACCACGGAGACAAGGAUGACUGAGAAGAGCAACAAAUCGACAGCUAUGAAGGAAAACAUGGUUUCUCAAUAUGACAUUCCCAGCAGCCAGGAAACGCCAUCCUCCUCUGCACCUAAGAAGAAACGCAAAUUCAGCGAGCCCAAAGAACGCUACUGACCUCACAUCCCACUGCGAACACAGCAGCAGCGCCUUUCUAUCGAUUUACAUUGGUGUUUUUGAAAUUUCACUUUUGAUCACAGGUUACACCGUUUCUCGUUUCUUUGAAGCGAAACUCACAUCUGUUUGAAGAUGUUUUAACUGCAUCUUGCGUUUGGCCUAACUGUAGUUGUGUUUAUUUUACAGUUAGAUGAAUGUCACACAUCUCAAAGAAAAGCUGCAUGUUGUAAAAUGUUGGAACACUAAUUUGCAAAAACGUGUUACUUUUCAGUGGUUAUCCUUGUUUUACUGUUAAUAUUCUCAGUUACUUGUGCAUAAAGCUGGACUGCAAGCUUCAAUAAAUAAAAAAUGCAUGCAAAGUCGCAUCUCUGUUUUCAGUAAUGUGUUAAUGGAAAGGAAUCUUGUAUAAAAGUGAAUUGAGAAAGUAGACAACAAAAUAGUGGAGGAUUUGGAGUCCUUUUGUUCAUUUUUGAAAACAGGUGAUAAUUGUGGAUUUUUACAUACAAUUGUUUUUUUUAUGAUAUGUCUGUGUUUAUAUAUUUGUGUGAUGUUCAGAUCAUAAAAAUAGCACCAUUUUCAUUAUGAA
Acanthochromis polyacanthus (spiny chromis) is the source of this 2352-nucleotide messenger RNA. It is a transcript of the gene hormad1, whose product is annotated as HORMA domain containing 1. Bases 660 to 1766 code for a protein of 368 amino acids. The transcript has 13 exons. The record is from RefSeq and is a predicted model, not a curated record. NCBI's taxonomy places the organism in Eukaryota, Metazoa, Chordata, Actinopteri, Pomacentridae.